Messenger RNA from Cokeromyces recurvatus, 824 nucleotides. Its product is annotated as DNA replication complex GINS protein PSF2. NCBI's taxonomy places the organism in Eukaryota, Fungi, Mucoromycota, Mucoromycetes, Mucorales, Mucoraceae. The record is from RefSeq and is a predicted model, not a curated record. Gene Ontology annotation, biological process: DNA replication; double-strand break repair via break-induced replication. Gene Ontology annotation, cellular component: nucleus; GINS complex. The transcript has 5 exons. Bases 57 to 641 code for a protein of 194 amino acids.
AUAAAAAGUUAAAUUUCUUUUAUUUCUUUAUUUUUUUUUCUCUACUUUCGUAUAUAAUGGCUUUACCUCGCGCAUAUCAAGCUUCGUUUACACCAAGCGAAGUUGAAUUUAUAGCCAGUGAUGAAAAGAUUAAAAUCAUUCCAAAAACAAAGCUACCACGAUUGCAGUUCAUUCAAGGCACAUAUGGUCCCUUUCUACCUCCAUUAGCCACAGAAGUACCUAUUUGGUUGGCUUUACUAAUGAAAAAAAAUAAUAAAUGCUCUAUUAUUUGCCCUGAUUGGCUCAACAUUGACUUUUUAAAAAAGAGACAAGAAGAAGAAGAAAAAGAGCAAGAAUUCAGUAAUUUACCAUUUCAUUAUAUGGAGUUAUCACAAAUGUUACUUGAUGCGGCGCCUGAUGACAUUCCUAAUGCUGAACAAAUUCAUAAAAUAUUACAAGAUCUGCAAGAAACAAGGGAAGCCAAGGCAAGAGAAGGUUUCAAGGCACUUGAUGAUAAAUGGCUUGGGAUGAACAACUUGUCUUUUAUGGAAAUCAACAAAAUUCGACCAUUCUUUUCUCUUGCUUUUAAUGAAAUGAGAAAAUUAAAUCUUGCAGACAAAAAUCAAAGUGAAGAAGAUUUACAAAAUCAUACUUUUCACUAAUUAGUUUGUAAAUUUAUUUUGCAUGUAUAGAAAACAACAGAAAAAGCUCUUACUCAAUACCCUUAAACUUUUUCGUCUACAUUUUUUUUUUCAAGAAAAAAAAGAAAGAAAAGUAUAAAAGAUAGAGCAGAAAAAAAAAAAAGAGAAGCUUUUAAAUAUAUAAUUGUAUUAUAGACAAUGUAA